AUGUCCGACGGUUGGUUUUCUUCCAAGCUCGCCCCGGACGGCGCUGUCGAGGAUGGAUGCCACCCGAAAGAGGCACAGGCAAUGAAAUACUACCUGCGCCAAAAGAGGACCGUAGCCGAAGCUGCUCGAGCCAUUACCCACCCCGUCGUGACUGCGGACAACCCCGGAGAGGACCUUCCCCGCCUCUGGGGGUUCCUGAUGGACUCUCUCCUAGAUCUACCAGCAGAACACACGGAUUCAUUAUUAGAAUUGCUCAAAGCAAUCGAGAACCUCCCAGAGCCCGAUUUCACGGCUAUCGACGGGAGCAGACGGCCCUGUGAGAAGCUUUGGAGAGGUCUCCCGGGAUUCGGCAACCUGUGGUCCGAUUCAUAUCAAUCUGGGAGCUGGAGAAGGACCGCCGCGGCGACCAAUGGCCCGGCGCGUCGCGCGCUACGAGACACACACGUUAGAAAGGCAGAGAUUGAGGCGCGGUUGCUCACAGCUGGCCUCGGCGGUAUUCCGAUUGAUUGGGGAUAUGAAGUCGUUGCGGACGCUCUGGAGAGCAGUAACGCGCUGCUUGAUUUCGAGGUCCCAGCUGCGACAAGGUGGCUUGUCAUCUGCGGCCAGCGGUUCCGGCAGGGGGCGGAGAAUGGAGAGGAGAGCUGGGCAUUGAGGCCACAUGUUACAACGUCAUCCAUGACCCCUUCGCGAGAUCUCUGGGAAGCGUCUUCGGACCAGGUAUUGAGUCUGGGCCGAUGGUCAUCGUGGGAAGGGCGUUUGAGGGAGUUACAACAGGGGAAGCGGGGAGUCGUUCAGGAUGCGGCAACAACGGCGCUCGAUGCCAUGCGCAAGGGAGUCCAUGCGCCAUCGUGA
Messenger RNA from Diaporthe citri, 852 nucleotides. RefSeq lists its product as uncharacterized. The record is from RefSeq and is a predicted model, not a curated record. The transcript has a single exon. The coding region runs from base 1 to 852 and encodes 283 amino acids. Lineage: Eukaryota; Fungi; Ascomycota; Sordariomycetes; Diaporthales; Diaporthaceae.